Messenger RNA from Acaulospora colombiana, 2100 nucleotides. NCBI's taxonomy places the organism in Eukaryota, Fungi, Glomeromycota, Glomeromycetes, Diversisporales, Acaulosporaceae. The record is from the annotation of a GenBank genome assembly.
AUGUCGGGCAAACUUCCACCUAAACACGACCCUGAACGUACGAAAGCCGAACAGGAGGCAUUACAAACUGCGGAGAAGGCUACAAAAAUUGCCGGAGCAUUUGGUGAGGGAAAGCUACCGACCACAGAACAGAUUGUCACCAGCAUCGAAUCACUCCAAGAUUCCGAUGCCAUCCACGCCACGGCCCGUGGAAUGUCUCCAUUGGGUAAAAAGGUAUUCGCCGACACCGAAAAAUUCUUGGAGAGCACCAAGGAUCUUUUGGUCGAGAAGAAUGCGGGUGACGAGUUGCAGAACGUGAUCUAUUAUGGUAGCAGGGCUGCACGAGAUAUUGGUGACCAAACCUCCAGUAUUCCCGAAGAUCUUAAAAAAAAAUAUGAAAAUAAAUCCGGCGAGGUGCAAUCGUUGGCCAAGGAAGCAUGGCAAAAAGCUUUGAUGAUUCCACAACUCAUGAUAUCAAGCUCCGAAUUUCGUAAACUGAUCAAUGAAAUCAACAUAGUCAUACAAGAGGCCAUCGCCACCACUGAUUCCGGUCAAGAGACAGCUGAUCCCGAGGCCGAGGAAACCUUGAAAGGGGUGGCUCAAAAGACAUCGACCCGAGCACGCGAGAGCGCUUAUCCUUUGGCAAAGAAAGCGGCCGGUACUGUCGAUCCGAUCAUCCGAGAGUUUAGCGAAGGCAAGAAGUCCUUCCAUGAUGCUGCCACGGAAGGCGCAAAGUCUCUGGCCACAAACGUUAAGGAGAGGGUCACUUCUUAUCAUCUCUCCCCUGAGCAACGUGAGAGAAUAACCGCAAGAUUUAAGAAUGUCAUGAAGGAAGCACAACGACGUCCAGAAUAUCAAGAGGCUCUUUCCGACAUCAUAGAUUUCGUUUGUCGAAUUUCCGAGUACACCCGGGAAGUUGCAUCGCAUGUUUCAGGUACCACGGCAGAAGCUACAGGUCAAUCGGAUGCACUAAGAAUUGCACAACAAAAUGCAAAAGAGUUAUUGGAGAACUUUUCCAACAAUUAUUCUCUCGACCUGUUGAUCAAUUCAUUAAGUGAUUUCAGUGACCAAGUUCAAAGUGACGAACAACUUCGCGAUUAUCUUCGAGAACUUCAAGACUUUGUUCUCUCAUCCUUACAAUCUCACGAAUAUAUUCAACAGACAGACUACAACGAGCAUGGUUCUCGAUUGAUUGAAAGGGGUCGUCAUAUCUUGCUGGAAAAUUAUUAUGACACAAUAACGAACAUUACAAACGAGUUCCGAAAGUUCAAUGAAUCACUCCAAGAGGACAAGACCACCUUACGAUGGAAGCGCGAUUUCGAGAAUCUCGUCCAAGAUAUUUUCUUGGAUGAGAAGGGCCGACCGACUAUGAAGUUCGAGCUCAUUAAAGAUUGCGGAAAGAUUCUCACUCUCAUCGCCGAGAAGUUGAAAUUCUUCCCACUCCCACGAAUGGAAAAAACCAAAAACCAAAAUAACAAUAGCUACGAUGAUCAAUACGAGUACAUCUUCGAUAACAUCGUUUUACACGUGUCCGACAUCAUUCCAAAACAUUUGCACAUCAGCAUGACCUCCGACAUUAAUUUGGACCGUGAAGGCGAAGACGUGGUGAGGAACACCGCGCUGAUCGAAAUCUCCAAACUACGUGCUGACGCAAGAAAUAUUGCAUUCUUCUACAAGAAGAAAGGUGGCCUUAUAACCAUGAAGGAUGUCGGAUUAGUCGAUUUUGCGAUUCCAUCUGAUGGUCUCAGAAUCUGCAUCAAUAUCUUAUUAAGCAUGCCGACCGACAAGGAGACCACCCUUCGAUUGACCGUCUUAGAAGCCGAGACCAAUAUCAAAGAAUUGAAGAUUCGUUUGCAUGACACACGACACGACUUCCUGUACGUGUUCCUCACACCUCUAGUCGAAAAACGAUUGAAAAAACAGCUCGAGAACAUCAUCUCCGAUUACAUGAGGAAGUCGGUCGAAUACGUUCAAGAGAAUCUCAAUAAUAUUCAAAUAAAGGCUACCGAAACGUAUUGUCACUCGAAGGAAACUCAACUGCCUCGACCUACCGGUGAGAAACUGGAAAAUAGGAAAGCUUGGGAAAGCAAUGCAUUUGGGGUCACAAGAACGGAGGAAUAA